UUAAGAUUCAACUAUCAGAGCUGAUGUCCUCAUUUUGGCUGUACCUGAACAAAUUGCCAGAACUCUGGUGCUUGUGGAGUGCCACAAGUUGUGCAUUGUUCGAAAUACCUGUGCUAUGAAGUGUUUGUUCGCAUAGUCGUAAGACGUGUUGGCUCUGGGGUUCUGACCGACCCAUUUUUGCUCAUGCCAAUAUGGGUGAGGAUAUUAAAAUGGGAAUUGUGUUUGAGAAUGAAGGUAAAAAUGGUUACGGUGAAGGAGAGACGGUAACCGGACAGGUGCUACUGGAACUGACGAAGACUAUUAGAGUAUUACGUUUACGCGUCCAGACCCAUGGCGGAGCCUAUGUUUCCUUUAAACAUGGACGAGGUGUGGAAACGGCCCAAGAACUGCCAACCUCAGAGCUCUCUGAGUAUCUGAAUGAGGAGUGCACUUUACUGACUGAAAUGGCAGGUGGAGAUGAAAUUGUCAUGUCAACUGGAAAACACAAAAUUGAGUUUAAUAUUCUCCUUCCUACUGGACAUUUGGUUACAACAUUUGCUGGUAAAUAUGGUAAAAUCUAUUACCAGUUUACGGCAAUUUUGGAAAGACCUUCAGUGCCUCUUCAGUGUGUUCACAGAGAGCUUCGUGUUAUCAGUCACAUCGAUGUGAACUCUCCAGCUUUUCUUGCUCCAGUGCGCAGAUCCAAAGAACAAAUGGUUGGUUGUUGGAUCUUAACAUCGGGUCCAAUCGCUUUAAGUGCCAAAAUUGGAAGACUGGGAUAUUGUAAUGGAGAAGCUAUUCCAAUUUAUGCAGAGAUUGAAAAUGGUUCAUCUCGCUUGGUGGUCCCUAAUGCUGCCAUUUACCAAACUCAAAAAUUCUUCAACAAUGGCAAGUCAAGGACAUUUCGGCAAAUGGUAGCCAGUGUUAGAGGGAACCACAUUGCUUCUGGAAGUACAGAACUAUGGAAUGGAAAAAUGCUUAAAAUUCCACCUGUCACUCCUUCAAUUCUAAACUGCAGCAUUAUCCGAGUGGAAUAUUCUCUAGCAGUGUAUAUUAAUAUUCCUGGUACCAAGAGGCUGAUGGUAGAACUGCCUUUAGUUGUUGGUACAAUCCCUUUCAAUGGGUUUACCUAUAGAAACUCAAGUGUUGCCAGCCAGUUUCCUGUCGACAUGAGCUGGCUUGCCAUGACACUGCCAGAUCAACCAGAAGCACCACCAAACUAUGCAGACAUAAUGACUGAGGAAGAUCUUUCCAGAAACGCAACCUGUAGGACAACAUUUGAUGACUUGGCAAACCCGUUUCAAAGCCCCCCAUUUUUUGCAAUGCAGGAGUUCCUGUUCCAGCCUCCACCCCUGUAUUCUGAGGUUGAUCUACAUCCCUGCCCCACAAUGGAAAGACAAGUUGCCUCAUUUACAUUAGAAGAGUGACAACUGAAAAAAAUGUUUCUUCAUCUGCACAUUUAUCCACUGGAAAUAUGUUUUUAUAAAUGUGUGGUUUCAUAAGGUGCCUGUACAGAAGACGUGUCCAUAAAAAC
This is a messenger RNA of Pelobates fuscus (common spadefoot toad), 1513 nucleotides long. RefSeq names its product arrestin domain containing 4 (gene ARRDC4). The transcript is spliced from 8 exons. Gene Ontology annotation, biological process: protein transport. Gene Ontology annotation, cellular component: cytoplasm; plasma membrane. The record is from RefSeq and is a predicted model, not a curated record. Lineage: Eukaryota; Metazoa; Chordata; Amphibia; Anura; Pelobatidae. The coding region runs from base 192 to 1406 and encodes 404 amino acids. Gene Ontology annotation, molecular function: ubiquitin-like ligase-substrate adaptor activity.